UGGAGCAUGUCCCUGUAAACGGGGAAAGAAAAAAAAAAAAAAAAAAUAGCAGUGAAACCUGAUUGUGCUACCAUGAUUAUUCUCCAAUCACAUCGAGCAGCAAUACUCGCGCUCUCUCGUGAGCGAGAGUCAUGUUUAUAUUUUUUGUUUUCGGAGCGAGCUCGGGCGUCACGUGACAGCUGUGUGCACGUGUAAUUGACAGAGUCGCUCAUGGAGAGCGCGCGCGAGACGGGGAGAGAGAGAGAGAGAGAGAAAGAGAGAGAGGAGCGAGAGAGCGAGCACGCUAGACCUAGACGCUGGCGCGAGGGAGAUCUGGAGAAGAGGCGCGGCGAAGCCGAACGCAGCCCGUUCCUCUUGGUGACUGCGGGGACUGGCGCGCGGUCCCUCCUACGGUCGCCAGUCACCAGUGGACGGGCGCGGAGGACUUCCACGGGCACAGGCGGGCAGAUAACGGUGGAUUGUGGCCCCGUCUGAGGAAAGUUUAGCGGUAACGCCUCCACAUCCUGAAAGUUAAAGGCGACCUUGGUCAGAGGAGUAAAGGGAGGCUGUUCUUUACAGUCCUUGAAAACUGGUGUUAAUAUGAAACUUUCCAACGCAACGGUGACACUCUCUCUUAUUGCCGUGCCUCCGGUUGUGCAGGAUGCUCCCUGUCUGAAAGAGGAUUUUGCAGAAAAUGGGGAGAGAAGGUGAACUACAUGCUUGUCUAGGACCAGACGAGAUGAAAUGGAGAGCUUGGAACACUCGGACCUCUUAAAACUAAGCUCUUCCCGUGAACCUGAAAGCCGUCCGACAUUAGAGGAGAAAUCCAAACGCAGGGAGUGUGUCCACGGUCCAGAUCCGCAGCGGCGGCCCACAAUGGGGAUGAAUGGUUACUGCACUGCACCGGUGGGUACCAGCACAGCAGCAGAGCUGCUGGCUGACUUGGCCUCCAAAGCACUCUCCCCAGGGGCAGCUGUCCUGAAGAGGGAGGCAAAGACUGGACUGCCGCUGUGCAACGGCGAGGUCACUCCUCCGGCAGCGACCAGCCACAGUGAUGGUCUAGUGAAGGUCCCUAACAGUCACUCAGAGAGGAAGGAGGCGGCAGAGCUUCCAAACAAGCAGGAACCAGUCGAGAAUGGGGAGAAGACAUCGUGUGACAGCACUGUGCAUCCAGCCAAAAGAGCAAAUGGUGAACUGCAUGUCCGUCAGCUCGCCCCACACCGGCGGGUGGGUGUGGAGAACCGGGAGUCUGGCCUGCCAAGUGGGCUUGGAGGGUCUGUGAGAGCUACAGGAAUGGUCAUUGGGCCUGAGGAGCCAUCAUCCCCAGAGUGCAAAAGAAGGCGGGUUGAGACUGAUGAAUGUAAAGCGGACACAAAAAUGACCAAGACUCUUGUGCCACUGGCAGCCAAUGUGGACAGCAACCACCAUGGGAGCUCUCACUCGUAUGGCCAUAGGGCCCACCAUUCUGGGUCCCAGCCCAAGCCCAGCCCUACCCUGAUUCAGAAGUCCUGCAGCUCACCGGUUGAGGCUCAGGCCAUUCCUGCCAUGACUGCAGGCUGGUCACCGGAGCGUAUUGCUCAGCAGUAUAUUGUUCCCUGCAUGAGGUACUAUGGUAUCUGUGUGAAGGAUGGCUUCCUGGGGCUACCACUUGGUGAGCGGGUGCUGAAGGAGGUGGAGAUAUUGAACCAGAGUGGCAGUUUCCGUGGUGGACAGCUGGUCAGCCAAAGGGCCAUCCCCUCACGCAGCAUCCGUGGGGACCAGAUUGCCUGGGUGGAAGGCCAUGAACCAGGCUGCAAAAACAUUGGUUUACUCAUGGCCCACAUCGAUGAGGCCGUGAUGUACAGUGCCAUGAACGGGCAGCUGGGCAACUGCGUCAUCAACGGCCGCACCAAGGCGAUGGUAGCCUGUUACCCUGGUGAUGGGACAGGGUACGUGCGUCAUGUGGACAACCCUAAUAGAGAUGGACGCUGCAUAACCUGUAUCUACUAUCUUAACAAGGAUUGGGACUUCAAAGUCCAUGGAGGACUGCUGCAGAUCUACCCAGAGGGGCAGAACAUGGUGGCCAACAUUGAGCCACUCUUCGAUCGGCUGCUAAUCUUCUGGUCUGACCGUCGGAACCCGCAUGAGGUCAGGCCUGCCUUUGCCACACGUUAUGCCAUCACAGUCUGGUACUUUGACGCAAAGGAGCGAGCGGAGGCCAAAGAGAAGUACCGGUUGGCAACGGGACAAAAGGGUGUUCAAGUGCCUGUCACUCAAAGCAGCAAGCCCUAACCCUUUUUUCAGUGGCAGCCCAAUUCCAGGAGUGUGCUCUGAACAAAAAAUGUGCCUACCUGUACUGCUGUUGAAAGAACUGUGUGGGGAGAACACUACAUGGGCCCCGCCAAGCAUAAGGCUGUUCCCAGUUGACCCGUGCAUCAGUUUGCCUUCCUCUGUAGCACAGGGUCAUGUGUGGCUUUUCACUGCGCCAAAUGGAUGGCAGCAAGAGGUGGUCCACAUGGUGGCUGAGAAGAGGGAAUCCUAAGUAAAAAGUAGUGAAGGAGGCAGGAAACUUCUUCGCUGAAGAAGGGAUGUCCACAGAACCUACUAAAUCAACAAAGGACCUGUAUCUUUAUGUUCUUAAUUGUUUCUUCUAAUAAUGUAAUCAAAAUUGGAUUGUAAGAUGGUGUUUUAUGCUUUUACUUGAGCUUAUCUACUGGCAGCUUUUGCAACUUGUGAUUAACACAGCAACAGCCAGUGGCUACAACCACAUGGAGGGGUGCAUACCCAUCUCCCUUUCUCAGUCCUGUGGUGGAAGAGUUGGAAGUGCAUAAUAAACUCUGGAACUAGAAGAUCCUAAAAAGCCCCUGCACCUUGUUUUCUGGGAACCACGCAAUGUGCGCAUAGCGGAUUGGCCUGCUGCGGGAGUCCUCUGUGUGCAGACUGUCUCCAUAGCAAGAAGAAUGGGAUUUUAGAGAAGGGUGGGUUGGGACCAGUGGUUCUCAACCCAGGAGCUGGGGAUAGUGAUUGCCUAAAUUACAUUUCUUUGACAUGAUGAUUAAACUGACUUUAAUUUCAUGAAUGAAAAUAUUUCUGAAUUCUUUGUAAAAUAUUUUUGAAGAUGUGAC
Messenger RNA from Scleropages formosus (Asian bonytongue), 3083 nucleotides. It is a transcript of the gene egln2, whose product is annotated as egl-9 family hypoxia-inducible factor 2. Gene Ontology annotation, biological process: peptidyl-proline hydroxylation to 4-hydroxy-L-proline; cellular response to hypoxia. Gene Ontology annotation, cellular component: nucleus; cytoplasm. Gene Ontology annotation, molecular function: peptidyl-proline 4-dioxygenase activity; ferrous iron binding; L-ascorbic acid binding. The record is from RefSeq and is a predicted model, not a curated record. The transcript is spliced from 7 exons. Lineage: Eukaryota; Metazoa; Chordata; Actinopteri; Osteoglossiformes; Osteoglossidae. The coding region runs from base 724 to 2250 and encodes 508 amino acids.